AGAAAAAAAAUACUGUCAAAUAAUGUCAACUUUCGCGCGCUAAUGCGGAAUAUUGACAGAACUUACUUUGUAACUUUGUUAUUUUUACUUAGUAAAAGUCAAUAAAACACAUAAAAUUAUUUAUAUUUUUAAAUUGUUAUUGUAUUUUUAAAAACUAUGUCAACUCCUUCUAAACGACCAUCUUCACGGGCAUCGUCAGAAGCCCCCACACCUUCACGUAGAACGCGUUCGUCACAACAAAUCGUUGUGCCGGAAACUCCUCAACGGUCAACAGGGACACCUUCUAAAGAUGGAACUCCAGGUACACCUAGAGGGACAUCUCGUACACCUAGAAGUACACCCCGCACCCCUGGUGUUCAGAUUCCUAGCACAUCACCAGCUCGUGCCCUAGCAUCAAGUCCGAUUGGCACUGAUAUUGAUAUGAGUUCACCACUAAAUUAUGGCACACCAAGUUCCUUGAGCACUCCUCGAUCACUCAUGAGAGGUGUCAUGACUCCAGCUCGGCAAAGAGCUGACCUAAGGGGUCCUAGUAUCAGUCGAAAUGUUCCAGCACCAACACCAACCAGACAGGAAGGGGUAACAGAUGCAGCAUCAGGGGAGCCUCAACUUGUUGUAUGGGGCACUGAUGUAGCAAUUACUGAGUGUCGUGAAAAAUUCAUCAAGUUCAUCCAGAGAUUUGUGGAGCCCACUGCAGUUACAAAUGAGCCUUUAUAUGAACAGAAAUUAGAAGAGAUUCACACACUGGAAGAGCCCUUCCUAGAUGUUGAUUGUGAACAUGUGAAAAUCUUUGAUACCAAGCUCCAUCGUCAACUUGUGUCUUACCCACAAGAGGUGGUACCAGCAUUUGAUGCAGCUGUAAAUGAACUGUUCUUUGAAAAAUACCCUGCGGCAGUAUUGGAGCAUCAGAUACAAGUUCGACCUUACAACGCACCGCAGCGUCAUAUGAGAGAUCUCAACCCAGAAGAUAUUGACCAACUAGUAACAAUUUCCGGAAUGGUGAUCCGUACGUCGAGCAUAGUCCCGGAGAUGCGCGAGGCGUACUUCAAGUGUGCGGUGUGUGGCGCGGGCGCAGUCGCGGAGCUGCAACGCGGUCGUGUGCCAGAGCCUGCUCACUGCUCACACUGCAACACUGCACAUUGCUUCCAACUUAUACACAAUCGGUCACAUUUCAGUGACAAACAACUGGUUAAGCUGCAAGAGUCACCUGACGACAUGCCGGCGGGGCGCACGCCGGCCACGGUGAGCGUGCUGAGCCACGGCGCGCUGGUGGAGGCGGCGGGCGCGGGCGAGCGCGUGUGCGUGACGGGCGUGUUCCGCGCCGCGCCCGCCGCGCUGCACCCGCGCCGCGCCACGCUGCGCGCGCUGCACCGCACGCAUCUCGACGCGCUGCACUACCGCCGCGCCGCGCCCCACCGCCUGCACCACUACGACGACGGUAAGGAGCAUCGCUUCCCCCAAGAACGCAUAGAACUCUUCAAAGCUCUAGCGGCGCAGCCGGAUUGUUAUGAGCGACUCGCACGCGCUAUUGCCCCUUCUAUUUACGAGAACCUCGAUAUCAAGAAAGGUGUAUUGCUGCAACUGCUUGGCGGGACCAAGAAGAACUUCAAUGCGGCAGGCAGAACACAUUUCAGGUCAGAGAUCAAUAUAUUGCUGUGCGGUGAUCCAGGCACGAGUAAGUCCCAGCUAUUGCGCUGGGUGCAUUCAUUGGUUCCCCGCGCCCAAUACACCUCCGGCCGCGGCUCCUCCGCGGUCGGUCUCACCGCUUACGUCACCAAGGAUCCCGAUACACGGCAGCUCGUGUUGCAAACAGGUGCCUUGGUACUGGCUGAUAAUGGAAUAUGCUGCAUCGAUGAAUUUGACAAGAUGAAUGACUCGACUCGCAGUGUUUUGCACGAAGUGAUGGAGCAACAAACAUUAUCCAUUGCUAAAGCCGGCAUCAUCUGUCAAUUGAACGCGCGCACCUCUAUACUAGCUGCUGCCAACCCCGCUGAAUCUCAAUGGAACAAAAAUAAAACUAUAGUCGAGAAUGUCCAGUUACCACAUACACUUAUGUCCAGAUUUGACCUCAUAUUCUUGAUACUGGAUCCCCAAGACGAGGUGUUCGACAGACGUUUGGCGUCGCAUCUUGUGUCACUAUACUUCCAAGAUCCGGCUGAUUCACAGGACGACCAAGACGUUGUGGACAUGGCACUGAUGCGAGAUUACAUUGCGUUUGCAAAAGAGCACGUACAACCGACGCUCAGUGAAGCAGCGCAGCAAAGGUUGAUAGACGCGUAUGUCGACAUGAGACGCGUAGGCAGUGGCCGUGGACAGAUAUCUGCAUACCCUCGUCAGCUGGAGUCCCUCAUCCGACUGGCGGAAGCUCACGCCAGAGUGCGACUUUCCCCUGUAGUGGAACUAUCAGAUGUAGAUGAAGCAGCCAGAUUGCAUCGAGAAGCUUUGAAGCAGUCAGCCACGGACCCAGCGUCUGGUCGUAUCGAUGUCGGCAUCCUCACCACGGGGUUAGGAGCGGCCGCGCGGCGGCGUCGUGCUGACUUGGUAGCCGCACUCAAAGAACACAUUCAGCCAUAUUCCAAGCCACACACGAUCACGCAUUCCAAAUUACUACAAGAAAUUAACUCCACUGCGCAAGUUACGGUGUCGCGUGAGCAACUGGACGAGGCACUAAGAGAUCUACAGGAUGAGGGGAAGGUCGUGAUCGUCAGCCACACACACCUUAGACUUUGUUAACAAUUUCCAUAAUUAUUUUACUGAGAUAGGUACUCGUAGAAUAAGCGAACGUGAAGUGAGAUAUUCAUAAUUGUAUUUCUAAGUUUUUAAUAAAAAAUAAGAAUGAAAAUGCAUAUUUUAU
Galleria mellonella (greater wax moth) is the source of this 2851-nucleotide messenger RNA. RefSeq names its product DNA replication licensing factor MCM4 (gene dpa). Gene Ontology annotation, molecular function: single-stranded DNA binding; single-stranded DNA helicase activity; ATP binding. The transcript is spliced from 17 exons. The record is from RefSeq and is a predicted model, not a curated record. The coding region runs from base 157 to 2730 and encodes 857 amino acids. Gene Ontology annotation, cellular component: MCM complex; nucleus. Gene Ontology annotation, biological process: mitotic DNA replication initiation; DNA strand elongation involved in DNA replication; double-strand break repair via break-induced replication. Lineage: Eukaryota; Metazoa; Arthropoda; Insecta; Lepidoptera; Pyralidae.